Messenger RNA from Poecilia reticulata (guppy), 1971 nucleotides. The record is from RefSeq and is a predicted model, not a curated record. Lineage: Eukaryota; Metazoa; Chordata; Actinopteri; Cyprinodontiformes; Poeciliidae.
UUCCACUGCGGGUGGAUCCCGCGUUGAUGUUUCUGAUCACUGACGGCAGUAAAAUGGCCAGAGUUUGUCUGCUGGUUUUCAUUGUUGGUCUUCAACUGGGGAUUCCUGGAGCGAGUGGUGAGAUCACAGAACACAACACAGAAACCGUGUUCAUCUCUCAGCAGACAGCACAUGCGGUGCUGAAACGACAACGGAGAUACAACAGCGGGCGUCUCGAGGAAGUGCUGCAGAAAGCCAACCUGGAGCGAGAAUGCAGAGAGGAGCAAUGCACCAUGGAGGAGGCCAGGGAGUGGUUCGAGAACGAUGAAAAAACUAUGGAAUUCUGGGUCAUCUACACUGAUGGUGACCAGUGUGAGCCAAAGCCCUGCCAGAAUGGAGGAGUUUGUCGUGAUGAAGUGGGCUCCUAUAGCUGCUAUUGCCAAGAAAACUUUCGUGGUAAAAACUGUGAGAUUUACAUGCCCAGACGGUGUUUGGUCAACAAUGGUGGGUGUGCACAUUUCUGCACAACGGAAGGACGCCGACCUGUGUGUUACUGUGCAGCUGGUUACAAAGUUGGGACAGAUGGAAAAAGCUGUGAACCAACAGGUAAGUUCAAAACAGACUGCCUACAAGUGGCCCUGAUGGCUUUUUUACCCAAGCGAAACAAAACGCUGCCUAUCUGUGGAGGCUCCCUGCUUAGUGAAUUUUGGGUAAUCACUGCAGCCCACUGCCUGGUGUUGGCCAAACAAAAAGGACACACUAUCUUUGUAAGAGUUGGUGAACAUGAUGUGAAUGUGGUCGAGGCUUCAGAGCGCAACCAUGCAGUGGCGGAGGAGCACAUCCACCACCGCUACAACUUUAGUCAAUCGCAGUUUAAUCAUGAUAUCGCCCNGCUAAAGUACAAGUGUUGCUAUGUGUGUUUGCAGGUGGCCCUGAUGGCUUUUUUACCCAAGCGAAACAAAACGCUGCCUAUCUGUGGAGGCUCCCUGCUUAGUGAAUUUUGGGUAAUCACUGCAGCCCACUGCCUGGUGUUGGCCAAACAAAAAGGACACACUAUCUUUGUAAGAGUUGGUGAACAUGAUGUGAAUGUGGUCGAGGCUUCAGAGCGCAACCAUGCAGUGGCGGAGGAGCACAUCCACCACCGCUACAACUUUAGUCAAUCGCAGUUUAAUCAUGAUAUCGCCCUGCUGAAGCUCGCCACUCCUGUGGAACUGUCCAAUGAGAGACGUCCCAUAUGUGUGGGCUCAACAGCCUUCAUGCAGGACCUCAUGAAAGACUCCAGCAUCUCCUUGGUGAGUGGCUGGGGACGGACAGUGGACAAGGGCCGUGAAGCUGACAAGCUCCAGAAGUUAUCGGCUCCUGUUGCGGACCGUGCCCUGUGCAAGCAGAGCAGCCGGAACCCCAUCACCCGGUUCAUGUUCUGUGCCGGCCUGGCAGACGGAUUGAGCGAUUCGUGCCAGGGAGACAGCGGCGGCCCGCAUGCCACCAACUACAAAGGAACUUGGUUUCUCACYGGCAUCGUCAGCUGGGGGGAGGGUUGUGCCGAGAAGGGGAGAUACGGCAUCUACACCCAUGUUUCACGAUACUACGCCUGGAUUGUUCACAAAACUGGGAUCUUACAGUCCAACUAAAAUAUGUAGCUCAGCAAAUUCAGAAUUUCUUUAACUGUUGAUGUCUUAACUAAAGGAAAAACUCUUUGUUCCUUUAUUUGGACAAAAAAACWGAUAAGUUAGUCCAACUGCUAGUCUGAGAAGGACCAACAAUGGAGAGAAAUUCCACUCUAACAUCAAACAUGUUUUUGUUUUACAUAAAAACAUUAUAAUGAUUAAACGUGUUGCUUGUGAAAAACGGAGCAUCGCAGAAUCAUACUUUACAACAMGUUGUGGUGGAAGAAUGAAACAUCCCUCUUGAUAUGUUUCUGAACAUUUCCACUUCCAGAUUGGGAACAAAAGCUCUUCCAUGAAUCUACAAUAAAGGUGCAUGCGAAAUUUA